AUGGUCCGUCAAUUAAAUCUAAUUCGCCAUGGUCCGUCAAUCACAUCUCCAAGACUCAAGAUCUGCUAUCGAGCUUCUCAGACGUCUGCUCCCACCAACACCACAUCAAGAUUCGCCCCUCUCGACACUAUCAACACCACCUCCUUCGAUGCUGAUCAGUACAUGAACCUUAUUUUAUGUGGAGCAGGGCUGUCUGAUGGUGUUUUUGUUAGUUGCUUCAUGUCAAUGUCAUCAACUAUAGUGUGGAUGACCUCAAUGGGAAAAGUUAAAAAACAUUUCACUUUUUACCUCGAUGACAUUGUCAACAUAUCUGUUUGGUGCAUCUCUUUUAACAUGGUCAUCCAUGCCAUGCUUCCUGAAUCUGAUGGUGCAACUUUCAUCUCAAGGUUGGAGGGUGUUGUGAGCCUGGAUGAAAGAUUUCUAAACUAUGAGAAUGAUUAUUUCACUCAUAAGAGUAGAGAACCGGAUCAAGAACUUAUGGGUGUGGAAGACAAUAACCAUAUCAAUGCUUCAAUUAGUUCUUAUUUGAGGCUGCUGUCCGGACAUUUUAAGUUACCUUCAGCACUAAGGACACUCAAAUAUCUAAUCCGUAGAUACAAAUUGGAAAGGGAAGAGCUAGAAAUGGAGUUUCAUGCUUUUAAACAAGAAAUCAAUCAAGUCAAAACUAAUGAUUUAGACAUGAAAAGAGCUUUGAAUGAAAAAGAGAAAAGUCUUCAAGAGUCCCUUCAGCGGGUUGAGCUUCUUGAAAAAGAGAUUGACAACAAGGAUAAAGAGGCGCAAGUUAUUCUCUUUUUUCUUGUAUCAAAUUAA
Messenger RNA from Lactuca saligna, 810 nucleotides. Lineage: Eukaryota; Viridiplantae; Streptophyta; Magnoliopsida; Asterales; Asteraceae. The record is from the annotation of a GenBank genome assembly.